CAGCUUCAGCUUGCCUUCAUAACUGAUAUCAUCCGCACCAUGACAUCCUUCCCAGAGAAUGUUGGCAUCAAGGCCAUGGAAAUCUAUGUCCCAGCCCAGUGUCUGGAUCAGACCCUCUUCGAGCAAUACCAAGGUGUCUCCGCCGGCAAGUACACCAUUGGACUAGGCCUCCAGUGCAUGAAUUACUGUACCGACAGAGAAGAUGUCUGCUCUCUUGCUUUGACAGCCGUGUCCUCCCUCCUCAAGAAAUACAGCAUCGAUCCCAACUCUAUCGGACGUCUCGAAGUAGGCACGGAAUCCCUAAUCGACAAGGCCAAGUCCAUCAAGUCCGUCCUUACAACCCUCUUCGAGCCCUCCGGCAACACAAGCAUUGAAGGUAUUGACACCAUUCACGCCUGCUACGGCGGGACCAACGCCCUCUUCAAUGCCAUAAACUGGGUCGAGUCACGGUCCUGGGACGGCCGGGACGCCAUCGUCGUAGCAUCUGAUAUUGCCCUCUACAAGGAGUCUUCCUCCCGUCCUACAGGUGGCGCAGGCUGCGUUGCCAUGCUCGUGGGUCCCAACGCACUGCUCUCCCUAGACCACAGCAUCAGAGGUGUCUACAUGACGCACACAUACGACUUCUACAAACCAGACCUCAAAGCCGAGUUCCCUCUCGUUAAUGGCCAUGAAUCGAUCACUUGCUAUAUACGUGCCUUGGAUGGAUGCCACAAGGACCUCCUCCGUCGCAGAAGCAUGAACAAUAAGAACGUGGAAACUGUCCUCGACCUCUUCGACUACAUGGCUUUCCACACCCCAAAUUGCAAACUAAUGAGCAAAUCCUAUGGUCGACUCAAAUACAACGAUCUUCUCCAUCAAUUGAGCUCGAAACCAAACACCGACCUGACCGACAUCCCGCCUGAGCUCCGCACCCUGACCUACGAAGAAUCCCUCAAAGACAAGAACCUAGAGAAAGCGCUCGUAGCUCUAACAAAGAACCAGUUCAAAGAGCGCGUUGAACCAUGCAUCACUGCCCCAUCCUUGUGUGGAAACAUGUACACAGGCAGUCUUUAUUGCUCGCUUAUCAGCCUGAUCAGUAAUAUCGAUCUUGCUACUGCGCAGGGGAAGACUAUUGGCAUGUUCAGUUACGGCAGCGGUCUAGCCAGCACCCUCUUCGCCUUGAAAGUAACAGGCGAUUUAGCCCCCAUGGUUGAGAAAAUCGAUCUCAUGAAUCGUCUAAAGCAGAGACAUGUCGCUACCCCGGAAGAAUAUGAAGAGGCCUGCGCACUUCGACUAAAAGCCUACGGAAGCAACAACUACACCCCAUCUGGCGACAUAGCUUCCCUGGCACCGGGAACAUACUACUUGGAAAGGAUCGAUGAGGUGUAUCGGCGAACUUAUGCUAUUAAAUCUUGAUCCCGAGAUCUCCGG
Messenger RNA from Aspergillus costaricaensis CBS 115574, 1410 nucleotides. Its product is annotated as hydroxymethylglutaryl-CoA synthase. NCBI's taxonomy places the organism in Eukaryota, Fungi, Ascomycota, Eurotiomycetes, Eurotiales, Aspergillaceae. Gene Ontology annotation, molecular function: hydroxymethylglutaryl-CoA synthase activity. Bases 40 to 1395 code for a protein of 451 amino acids. The record is from RefSeq and is a predicted model, not a curated record. Gene Ontology annotation, biological process: acetyl-CoA metabolic process; ergosterol biosynthetic process. The transcript is spliced from 5 exons.